GGCCCCGGCGCAGUCGGCGGCGCGUCCGCGGGGCGGGAAGGGCCGGGCCGCAGCAUGGUCCUGGUGCACGUCGGAUACCUGGUGCUGCCCGUCUUCGGCUCCGUGCGCAACAGAGGUGCUCCCUUUCAAAGGUCUCAGCAUCCCCAUGCUACCUCCUGCCGGCAUUUCCACCUGGGUCCCCAGCCUCAGCUCUCCGCCGACUUCACCCUGCCUCACGCGGUGCAGCCCCAGCCGGGGCUGACCCCUCACAUGGCCCCUGCACACCAGCACAGUGGCCCCCUCCACCAGCCCCUGGCCCCAGUGCCACCCCUGCCCUUCCAGGACGUCGCUGGACCCUCCUUCCUACCUCAGGCGCUACACCAGCAAUACCUCCUCCAGCAGCAGCUCCUCGAGGCACAGCACCGCCGGCUCAUGCCCCAUCCCAGGCGGGCUCAAGAGCGCAUGUCUGUCCAGCCUCACCGCCUACACCCCAGCUUCGACUUCAGCCACCAACUGCAGACUCCACAACCCAUGGGGCCCCAGCCCAGGUAUUUAGCAGAAGGCACGGACUGGGACCUCAGUGUCGAUGCGGGACUGACUCACGCCCAGUUCCAGGUCCGUCCCGUCCCUCAGCCAUAUCAGCAUUACUUAGCCACACCUCGGAUGCACCAUUUCCCCAGAAGCACAUCCUCAACGCAGAUGGUUGUUCAUGAAAUCAGAAAUUAUCCUUACCCUCAACUUCAGUUGCUUGCUCUUCAGGGACUGAACCCAAGCAGGCACACAUCUGCUGUGCGGGAGAGCUAUGAAGAGCUGCUGCAGCUGGAGGACAGGCUGGGCAGUGUGAGCCGGGGCGCCGUCCAGAACACCAUCGAGAGAUUCACCUUCCCCCACAAGUACAAGAAGGCUAGGAAGCUGCGGGCCAAAUUUUCAAAGGGGUCUCAACCUUCUCCCACCCAGCGGGUGCAAUUUCCCCCCUGUCCGCACCUGAGAAGACCACAAGAAGGCAAAGCUGAGCAAGAUGAUGGAGAGGAGUCAGACACCGAUGAGAAAUGCACAAUCUGUCUGUCCAUGCUAGAAGACGGAGAAGACGUCAGGCGGUUGCCUUGUAUGCAUCUCUUCCACCAAGUGUGCGUGGACCAGUGGCUGGCCACCAGCAAGAAGUGCCCGAUCUGCAGGGUGGACAUUGAAACACAGCUCGGCUCGGACAGCUGAAAGGACUGGCUGGACACACCAUUUUCCUUACCAGGUCGUAUGGCCAUAGACCCUUGCAGCAAAAUUUUUGCCUUCUGAGCCAUUUGAUUGAGAGGGGAAGUCUGCAGGCACGUUAGUGAGGAGGAGGAGGAGGAGGUGGUGGUACAAUAUCUAGCAGUAGGAGAUAUUGCACAUACGCAGGAUACAGGCCCAGUGAAAGGGAGCUGGCAUUCCCGGAGCUCAGAGACCCCGUGCUGCAGAAGAUUUAGUGUUGAACAUGAAGGAACUAGUUGUGGUAGCCUGGCCUGUCAAUCCUGCACUUCAUGGGGAUUGUAUAUAUACCUCUCGAAUAUGUAGAAACAUGUUAGGGGUCCUUUAGCUAUUUCUAUGGAUGGCAGCUGGAGCAUGUUAGCUUAAGAAAUGUUGUGUUUGAUGCCCUACUCAUCUUGUGGUGGACAUGUUGCUGUUACCUAUUUUGCACCAAAUAUUUUUUCAUAGAUUCCUUAUUUUGGUGCCUGAUUAAUACAUUGCAGAGGGGGAAUAAAGAGGUCAAACUUUCCCACCCUUGGGGUGAGGGAAGAGGAGAAAAAGCAAAAUCCUGUUUACAGUCAGAAGGGUUUGCGCUCUUUGCCUCAGCCGCGUGUGCUUCUUUCCCUUGCAUUUACAGUGUGUUGCAAAUUUAGAGAAGCUUAAAGAAAUAAAAAUUGGGGAUAAAAUGAACGAAGCAAUAGGGAGAAGCUUCGUUCCUGCUUGUCUGCUGGUGCUGGACACUUUCUGUAGGGGCAUAAUAUUGGACUAGAUGCUGUUUCUUUGCUUUCUGUAUCUUUAACAAAGUAGCUUGUCAUAUCAAAAUCCAAGGAAGAUCUGUCUAUUUGAUUGCCAUUGUCUGUGAUGCUUUCUCCUGUGAGCUGCGUGACUGGUUGGCUUCACCAGCUCCAAAAUGAUGGUUACUGGAGUGGGUGCCUACAGCUGUGCUUUGGGGUAUAAUAACACCAGAGAAGUGCCGAGAGGUGCAAAACAUCGACUCUUCUCCCAUGCAAAGACAUCUCUGAUAACAGGACAGAAGAAAACUCGAUGCUCUCAAGGCACUGCUGAGACCAUGAGCACUUGGGCAUGGGAGGGGGAGGGAGGUUGGAAGUGGGGUUGCUGUUUUUUGGAGGUUUGCUGCUGGGUUGUGACCUGCCUCAAAGAAUGUGUACCUGCACCCGUGUGAGCCUGUGUACAUGUUUCAGGCUGUAUCCACACGGAGUAAUCAGUGGUUGUUAAAACACAACUUAAUCACAUUAACACUCAAAACAGAAUUAAGAGGCAAUACCCGAAGGAGCGAGCUGUUGUGAUCCACGCUCCCCCUGAAAAAAAAAAAACACCUCAGCAUGCCAACCACAGGGACCGAGUGGAAAACCCUCCGGAAAACCGACAUUCACAACCAAAACAUUCUUUUUCUUUCCCUUUUUUUUUUUUUUUUUUUUUAAAUUUCAUACUAGGGGAGUGAAAGAGCUGCGGAGGAGCAGCAGGGGAAUUAGUCAGGAACAUUAUGUAUUGAAAAUUCUGAUGUGGUGGGAAUGAUUUCUGGCUCCCCUGAGCAUCCGUUUCGCUGGAGCCAAGUGAUGCUCUCCAAGUAGAAUCAAUCAUAAACCGCUAUCUGAGAAAUCGGAAGAUUCCCAUGAGCUGUAAUUGGAAAACACCAACCUCAGAGGCACCACAGAAACUUUCUUUUUUCCCAAAGGGAGAGGGGAGAGAAAGAGCGAGUCCCCAUGGACGUGCAGGUGCAGGAGCCUCUCUCUUCAUGUGUCCGUGUAGGUAGGAGGGAGGGGAGUGGAACACUUGGUGGCCUAUAGGGAAAACAUAAGGAAAAAAUUUUUGGCUAUGAGGGGGAUGAGAAACUGGCACAGGCUGCCCAGAGAAGCUGUGGCUGCCCCAUCGCUGGAAACAUUCAAGGUCAUGUUGGACAGUGCUCUGAGCAUCCUGGUCUAGUGGAAGGUGUCCCUGCCCACGUCUGGGAGUUGGAACUGGAUGACCUAUUAAGGUCUCUUCCAACCCAAACUAUUCCAUGAUUUUAUGAUAUAUUUGACACCCAGCACAAGCAACAGCUUCUUGGGGGAUGUGAUGGUCCCAGCCCUGAGGUCCAUGGGUCAAGGAGUGGUCCAGCCUUGGGACUGGCUCCAGCAGCAGCAGAUUGAAGCAUCAUUACAAAUAAUACUAAUAAUACUAUUUUAUACAAGGCUUUGCUGGUAAAAUACACUGUAAGGAGGUCUGGUCUGUCCAGGCGUGAGCUGGGGGUGAAGCUGGGAGAGGAACAGAGUGACUGGGACUCUGGCUGGGUGGGGAGGGGAUGAGGAGUGCUCCUGAACAGCGUAUUUUCUUAAAGCCUGUGAGAAAGUGUUACUAUUUGCCUAAUAAACAAGCACAGUUUUUAAAAAAAAAAAAAAGAUCAAGCAAACUAAAAAAGAAAAAAAAAAAACAACCAAACCCUUUGGUGAAGAAAAGCACCAAACUCCCAUGGUCUAGUGUGAGUGACUGAUCCCAAGUUGUGUGCGAAUUUACAGCAUCUGGAGUUGUAUUGGUGUGUCAGGUUUCUUUGCAUUUAAAUAAUUUGUACGAGUAGGUUGCGAUAAUAGGGUGACUUUAAAAAAAAAAAACACAAAAUGAAACAAACAACAACAACAAAAAAAUCACUAGAAACAAAACAUUGAUAGUUUACAGGGUUUUGUGAGUUUAAAUGCCUUAUAUUUAACAAUCAUAAUUUAUGACUAACUUGUAGAUAUUGUGGGUUCUUAUUUAAUUAUUUUUAUAGUUGUUUUUUUUGCAUUUUUAAUUAUAAUUUAUUUAUUUAGAAAUUACUACUAAUUUUUUUUAUUACUCCUAUUACCUCAUUUUUGCAUUGUUUCUGGGAAUGGAAUGCUUUGCAUGCAUCGGUACUUAAAAAAAAAAUUAAACAGGGGAUGUGGGGGGUGAUGCUUAUCUUGUCAAAAACAAAAAAAAAAAAAAAGAGAAAAAAAUCAGGGUGUGUGAUUACAAACUGUAUUACUGUGGUGCUGUUACCUUGGAUACAUUCCAUAAAAAUGCAAACCUUUGAUUCUGUAUGCUGUGACAUAGUGGAAAACUGCAAUAUAGUGACUGUGUUUAGCACAUAUAUAUGAAUAUUAUUUGCACUCAUAAUCAAACUCUGGUGAUCCUUUCACUUGCGUCCCCGUGCAUUGAAGGUGGUUAAGGACGCUCUGCAAAGCCAAAACGUUUUUUUGGUUGGUUCCCGGUCCUGCCCCGUCCCCGCCGCCCGCUGGUGAUGCUGCUGCUCUUUGCUGCAUGUGUGACCCUGCAAUGACACCCAGCAGGCCCCUGCUGCAAGGCUGUGCUUGGGGCAAUGCAUUGCACCCUGUAGUGCCAGACUCUGCACGUUGCUUCAAAAGCCAAGGAAGGAAGCCCACGUGUGGUAGUGGCUUUGUCCAGAUUUUGGUGGCUGUGGGUCCUCAGUUUGGCUCUUUUCACCCUCUGUGUGUGCACCCAGCUGGGGUGAAGGAGGCAGUAGGUUGAACCUGGGCUUGGAGGGAACAAAAGUGAGGAACUCUCUACUCAGAGGCUGGUAAGGCACUGGCACAAGUUGCCCGGAGAAGUUAUGGAUGGCCCAUCCCUGGAAGUUUCAAGGCUGGGUUGGACAGGGCUCAGAGCAGCCUGGUCUAGUGGAAGGUGUCCCUGCCCAUGGCUGGGGGUUGGAAAAAGAUGAGCUUUAAGGUCCCUUCCAGACCAAACUGUUCUGGGAUUCUGUGAUGCCAUGUCUAGCUGGGAGGGGGUGGGAUGGACACAGGGUCAAUCUGGCAUCCCUUUGCAAGGCCUGUCAUGAGCAUUUGCUAUAACCCAGCUCUGAGCUGUGAAUGUGGCAGAAGCCCCUAACUGAUUCUCUUGGUCAGUUGGUUUCAUCCCUUCUGCAAAGAGAGAAACCUCCACUGUAGAGCUGGGACCUACACCAGAGAAGGGAGUCAGCCCCAAAAUGACAUGGCCAAGCAUCCCCAUCCCCAUCCUGCCACAACCAUACCGCUCUCACAGUGCUCUGCCCUUUCCCAAAGGCUCCUGAAUAUCAAGUGUUCCAGCUUUGCAAGAAAGUGAGACAUGGGGUAACAUUUUAAGCUUUAAGCCAUAACCACCCUUGGUCAGUGCAGAAACUCAGCCAUGUAUGGACAGCAGUGGGGUUUGAUGCAUGUGCUCAGCCAGUAGCCACACCUCCCCACCCCAAAAGGCUUUGGAUGCAAUUCUGGUUUGGGUUAGAAAGGCACAAAAUCACUGUACCUUAUUUUUUUUCUCUCUGUCCCUUCAGGGUGCUGCUCUGCUUUGUUGACUUUGCCUUACCCCAGGUUUUAAACCUGUCUGUGUUUUUUACCUUGCUGCUCUCUAACACUCCUCCCCUGUAGCCUGGAGCUGUGAUUUUGAGCUGUUUGGGGACAGGGGGGUUGGUUGUUGUCCCCCCCAAAGUCACUGUAAAAGGGAUAAGUAGAACAAGGAGCAAACAAAACCCCUCUCCUUUAAUGGCCCGGGCAAGUGAAAGGAUCACCCACAUUUUUGUAUUCCUACUGCUGUUCUGUUGUGCUGUGCAACAUUUUGCUACAUAGACUAUUUUAUAGAAGAAAGCUAGAAAAAUAUUUAUUAUUAAUAUUAAAGCAAUAGUGCAUUGAAGAAAUGGAAAGACAUUAGAAAUUGUGUAAAUGCUUAGAUUCACUUUUGGUGGAUUUUUUGUACUUUAUUUAUAACUAAUAAAACAAACUGCAUUGCUAACUAUAAA
This is a messenger RNA of Pseudopipra pipra, 5941 nucleotides long. RefSeq names its product arkadia (RNF111) C-terminal like ring finger ubiquitin ligase 2C (gene ARK2C). Gene Ontology annotation, biological process: positive regulation of BMP signaling pathway; motor neuron axon guidance. Gene Ontology annotation, cellular component: nucleus. The transcript has 9 exons. The record is from RefSeq and is a predicted model, not a curated record. Gene Ontology annotation, molecular function: ubiquitin protein ligase activity; zinc ion binding. NCBI's taxonomy places the organism in Eukaryota, Metazoa, Chordata, Aves, Passeriformes, Pipridae. Bases 55 to 1191 code for a protein of 378 amino acids.